AACAAAUAGCAGACAUUCUACAAUGAAGUACAAGGUUCCUUUGUGUAUAUUUCUGUUAUCUCAAACAUCAUGGGUUAUAUCGUACUUACUAAGUAGAUGGAAUCUUAUGCAAAGUCAAGUUUCAGUUUUUAUAGCUGGAGUUGUAACUCUUGCAUUGGUUACUGCAGUGCCUUAUGUCUUAUUUCUUAAGCUUUUUAAAAGAGUCGAUCCGAUAGUGCUGGUACUCACGGUAUUCUGUUGGUCAUGCAUGAUUGAUCUCAGCAUAGGAUUAGAAAUUGAUGGCUUUAUAUCUAAUUUUAUGGGCUUUUAUUUUGCUGAGGGAGAGCCCUAUCUCCAAACAGCACAUGGUGCAGUGAUUUGCUACUGGGAUGGCAUAGUUCAUUUUGUUCUUGGAAUGGUGAUCAUAACACAGUACACUCAAAGGCAGAGCUAUCGCGCUGUAGGGUUGUACUGGGUUGGGUCAAUAUUAAAUAGCAUGAUUGUUCUUUUACCUGGAGGUAUUGCAGGGAAUCAUCCGUUCAAGCUGUCCAUAUUGUUAAAUAUACCAUACCUAAUAUUACCCCUAUUAGCGGGUUUUAAAUUUUUACGUGAAAGACCUGUAGGCCUGCAAGAAACCAAAGUUAAAAAGUUCCAUACAAUUUUAAACCGUCCUGUUGACUUCUUAUUCUUCAUUUAUUUCAUUGGUGCAAUUUUACUGUCAAUAUUCAGAGGAUUGGCUGUUCUUAAUGGAAAUGCAUUAUCAAUGAAAGAAUAUAUAAAGUCAUAUGAGCCUUACUUGGUUGAUUUAUCAAAUUUUCCAAAAUUCCAGAUGCUUGUUUAUGGAUAUUUCUUCUUAGUAUACUACUUGGCUGCAGCUUACGCAUUACUGUUCCCUGGCCAACAGUGGAUGGCGGAUUGGUCUCUUAUUCACGCUGGAGCAUCAGCACAAGCUCAGUUUUCUCAUAUAGCAGGGUCAUUACACCACAGGACACCUAUGCCAUUGCAUCCACCAACUACUGGAAUACCAUGUCUGAUCUUUUGGCUUGUCAACAUAAUUUUGUUGGUCAUACCCCAACUCUUUGCCUGGAGAUGUUACUGCAAUCCUGAGAGCUUUGGUCCAAUUAGCAAUGUAGGGCAAUCAAAACACAAACAUAAAAUACCAUCAAGAAAAGCCAAUUAAGUCAACAUUUUAAAUUUAAAAUUUAUUUCAAUAAGUUCAUAAAAUCCUCAUCAAUUUUACAAUCUUGGUUUGUAAUAACAUAAUGAUAAAAUAUGUGUUACAUUUUUAAAAUGACCAUCUCGCAUCUUUUGGUUCUUCUAUCCAAAAUCCCUGAUAUUAGUGUCAUAGGCUAUAUUAUUUAAGGAUAAAAGUGUUAUGAAUGUCAUUCAAUAUAAUAUAAAAGUUGGGCAACUGUGUUAAUGUGAGAAUUAUUUUUAUUAUUCUAUGGAUUUUUAACAGAAUUUCCCUGGCAUUUUGCAAUCAUGUUUUUAAAAAAUACUUCCACCUUGUAGAAUCUGGACAUUUUUUGUUUUAGUCCUAUAACAAUAAAUAGUUG
Messenger RNA from Physella acuta, 1535 nucleotides. Its product is annotated as transmembrane 6 superfamily member 1. NCBI's taxonomy places the organism in Eukaryota, Metazoa, Mollusca, Gastropoda, Physidae. The record is from RefSeq and is a predicted model, not a curated record.